Messenger RNA from Pygocentrus nattereri (red-bellied piranha), 8323 nucleotides. Its product is annotated as leucine-rich repeat transmembrane neuronal protein 4. NCBI's taxonomy places the organism in Eukaryota, Metazoa, Chordata, Actinopteri, Characiformes, Serrasalmidae. The record is from RefSeq and is a predicted model, not a curated record. The transcript has 3 exons. The coding region runs from base 775 to 2532 and encodes 585 amino acids. Gene Ontology annotation, molecular function: protein binding.
UCAGACUGAGCAUUCUUGUUAGCGCACCGGCAGCGCAGUGGCACACACACACACACACACACGCACACACACACAAGCCUCUCCAAGCCCAUUUCUUAGAGAUUUUCGAGGGGAGUUUGAAAAAAGAAAGAAGAAGACAGAAACAGAGCACACGUGCGCUGAGGAGAAGCUGCGUGCGUCGCGCGGACGCUGGGAUACUCUCAUCGCGGACACGCCGCGCGUUCACAGGACGGAGGACCUUUAUUCUUGGCAGAUUUGGCUCUGCUGGCUUUCUGGGAGUCUUUCAUUUAUUCGCUUCUGAAAACCGCCCGAUGGAUCAGGCGACUAACCGCCCGCGCACCAGCAGAUUCUGACUCAUUCGUGACUGGCAGCGUGUGCGCGGUCCGGCGCAGAUCGGAACCGGCUCCGUUCUGUACUUUGUCGGGAACGAUGUGCGCGCUUUUCCCCCGCUUUCGUCCGCGCGGAGAGACGUGUUGCUCGGCGCAGCUGCGGAACUGAAAUCUAUCGCGAUCACGGAAUUACGGACUUUUUUCAGUCCACCUCAGCAGCGCAGCUGGCACGCAGGAGCACGUCUCCUGCCUCUCUCCCCUCUCUUUCUCUCCUUUCCUCUUUCUUUUUGAACAUUCGCUUCGGUCAUCGUUCGGUUGCCGGACCUAUGCCAGCUGACCGGAGCGGCUGGAUGAGGCCGACGCAGCGCGAGGACUGAGAGUGCCAUGCGGCUCCCGUGGCCACACCACCAAGCGCUCUAAACCAGAAAGUGGACAGAUCGCAGACAUGGGGUCCCUGGCGCGAGGCCGCUGGCUCAUGAUCCCCUUGCUGGUACAGGCCUGGCUCAUUGCUUCCCCCAGCAGAGUCCGAGAGCGCCCGUGCCCCCGGAGCUGCCGCUGUGAUGGCAAAAUAGUCUACUGUGAGUCAAAUGCCUUUCGCGAUGUGCCAAAGAAUGUAUCCAUGGGAUGCCAGGGCCUCUCUCUGCGCUACAACAGCUUGGUUAGCCUCAGGGCUGGUCAGUUUGCCAGCCUCAGUCAACUCGUGUGGCUGUACCUGGACCACAACUAUAUCAAUGCGGUGGACAGUCAAGCCUUCCAGGGUGUGCGCAGAUUAAAGGAGCUGAUCCUCAGCUCAAAUAAGAUCACACAGCUGGAAAACAGUACAUUCCAUACGAUUCCAAACCUACGUAACUUGGACCUCUCUUACAACAAGCUACAAGUGUUACAGCCUAACCAGUUUCAAGGAUUGCGCAAGUUGCUAAGUCUCCACAUAAGAUCAAAUUCCCUUAAGGUAGUUCCCAUGCGAGUGUUCCAGGAUUGCAGAAAUCUUGAAUUUCUUGACCUGGGCUACAAUCGACUGAGGAGUCUCACCCGCAAUGCAUUCGCAGGACUGCUUAAGCUGACUGAGUUACAUUUGGAGCACAACCAAUUCUCAAAGAUCAAUUUCUCUCAUUUCCCUCGUCUCAACAACCUUCGAGCUCUCUAUUUGCAGUGGAACCGGAUAAAGUCUAUAACACAGGGAAUUACAUGGACCUGGACCUCUUUGCAAAAGCUUGACCUCUCUGGAAAUGACCUGCAGGUGUUGGAUGCCAGCAUUUUCCAGUGUCUCCCUAAUUUGCAGACCCUUAACCUCGACUCCAACAAGCUUAGCAACGUGUCUCAGGAGGCUGUGGCAGCCUGGAUCUCUCUGACUACUAUCAGUCUAGCAGGAAACAUUUGGGACUGCAGUCUCAGCCUCUGCCCUCUUGUUGCCUGGCUGAGGAACUUCAAGGGGAACAAGGAGGCGACCAUGAUUUGCGCUGGACCCAAGGAGGUUCAGGGUGAGAAAGUUAUGGAUGCUAUGGACACAUUCGGAAUCUGCAAGGCUACCCCAACUCCAUAUCUUCUGGUCUCCACUACCCUCAUUUCCCCAUCAAAACCUGGACGUGUGCUAGUUCCCACAAUGUCCAGGGUGGACAAGGAGAGUACCCGUAACACCCCUAUUGUCCCCUCUCCUACUGUUGCUUCCCCACCUGUUCCUGAGCAGGACUAUGAACAUGUGUCCUUUCAUAAGAUCAUAGCAGGCAGUGUGGCUCUCUUCUUAUCAGUAGCCAUGAUCUUGCUUGUGAUCUAUGUCUCCUGGAAGCGUUACCCAAGUAGCAUGAAGCAGCUACAGCAGCACUCCAUGGUGAGAAAGCGCCGGAAAAAGGCGCGGGAGGCAGAGCGAACCCUUAGCUCGCCGCUACAGGAGUAUUAUGUGGACUACAAACCCACAAACUCUGAAACCAUGGACGUACUAGUCAAUGGGACAGGACCCUGCACCUAUACCAUCUCCGGCUCCAGAGAAUGUGAGGCACCACAGCAGAUGGGCCGGUUGGCAUUCUAUCGGUAUGAGCAGCCCCUCGUGGACUACUGUCAGGCUCACCAGCCUCUGCACAUCAGCAUGGGCUUUGACCCCCCGGCCCAGGCUGUGGAGGGGCGGGGGGCACGAGAGCGCAGCAUUGCCCCCAACUCCAACCUCCUCCCCUCCAUGCCUGUAGCAUCCUCUAUCAGCCUGCCGCAGUGAGCCCAAACUUGGGAAAGACUCACACACCCAUGCCCUUUCGCUCUUUUGCCCUCUCUCUUUCCCUGUCCUCAACAGACAUCACCAGAAGACUAAAUGCUCUGUCCCCAGAGUGAACAGGACCAGACUGAUCUAGGGGGAAAUGGAUGUAGGACAGAGCAGCAAAACUGAGAAUUCUAUUCAUAAUCCUUCACUGAGGGCACACACUGGGCUUUCCUGGUGUGUGUGGAGGUUUGUCCGUUCAUGUAAUGAGAUUUGAUUAUGUAAUUAGGCGUUUUCUCUCAAGCGCUUGCCCACUUUUAACCUUUUCGGUUAACCCUUAGAAGUCUAGGGUUAUGUUAGUAUCAUUGUUUUGCAAGUGCUAUUUAACUGAAAUUACACAAUAACAUGGUCAAUCACAUAGGUAUUACUUAAAUUAUUACAUUUAAACUCUGCAUACACUUUGAACUGGAAGUUUCAAGGGCUCUGAUUGGGCCCAGCGUACCUGGGAUUUAUUUAAAAUUCUUUUUUAUUUACGUUUUAUGAAUAAAUAACCAAAAAGGAAAAAAUUCUCUCAGUACAAUCGUGCAGUUCAAAAUUCAAUAAGCUGUGAUAACUGUGAAGUGUUUGCUCCUGAUCCACCAACACAAUCUCAAACACUAAGUUACAGUCUGUAAUGAUAAAUCUAAGCACUUCUCUGGAACGAGUCCUGCGUACGCAGCGAUGCCUUAGAAUUUUGGAGAUAAAUGUGGGUAGGACUGUUAUGUGGAUUGGAAGAGCACAGCUUGCUUUAAGCAUGAAAGUAACCGAGCACACCAUAUAGCGUUACAUAAACAGAUGAACUACAAACAGUUAUCCAACUAUGAAUGUGGCACAAUUAUGAACCAGCUCAUUAACACUCAAGGCAUAAAUGCCUUGAUAUUUCCAGCAUCUAAUCGUUAUGUUGGUCAUUGCUUCUGUGUGCAAAGCAAUACAAGUGUCGUUUUUGUGGCCUAUAUCCUUACCAUGAGAGAUUCGACCAACAUCCAAAUUUGUAAAAACUGCGUAAAUCACCUUUUUUUUUUUUUCUCAACAAUUGUUUUGACUUUUUAACCUGUGUCACAGCUUGCCUCAGCAUCUGUUUAGACUUUAAAUAAUUUUUAGCUGCCUUGUAGUCCUCUCAUAAAGUAAUUAGCUAAUAAUAUAACACUGAAAAAUGUGAAGCCAGGCUGCUACACCGUAAUUUGUUUGUUUGUUUUCAAUGGAAUUUCUCUGCUUCUCAGUGAUGCUACAAGCAAGAAAUGAUCAAUUUUGAACAACAUCAUGUUUUUGUUAUCAGUGAUACAGUGACUUCUAAGGGUUAACUCCUUGGUCUGAUUGUUUGUGAUAUGGUUGUAUAUGAUGCAAAAGCUGAAAGGACUCAACGUGAUUAAUAACCAUUAUUGCUCACAUUGACUCAACUGUAUCGAGUGUACACAUUUUGAAAAAUGAAUGUUGGCAUUUUCCCAGAGUAAGUAAUUAAAUGAGAAGUGUUCAUUAAGUCGAAUUGAGGGGGAAACAGAGCAAUAAGAGACGGAAUCGCCGAACAAAUUAAAGUUUAGCCGAGCUCAAAAGAGUUCCUUUCAGCUCCCUCUAAUGAGGCUGCCAGCCAGGGAGGCUCAUGGCCCAUCAAGCCUGUCAUGAGUGCAUUACGCAGAAUGAGCUACCCAAAUUCAAUUAUUCAAGGUGAGAUGAGGAAAAGUUACUUGGCAAAUGGGUCACACCAUGUGAAUUGCUCCGACGUAGUGUUAGUGUCCAUACUUUUUUUUUGAUUAAUGAGUUUUGUUGUUUGUUCGUUUGUUGAGUUUUUGUUAUUUUUUCUCCGUUUUGGGAAAAAGUAGUACGUUUAGUGGAUAUUAAAAUCCAGCCAUGUGUCUUGUCUUUUGUUGGUAGAUGAUUAGUUGUCGCCAAUCAUUUAAUUCACACUGCAUUUUCUAACAACCAAAUUAAAAGAAUACUCCAGCAUUUUUCUACCUAACCUCUAUCUGCUGCAUCUGUAGCAUAUGGUUGAUAACCACAGUAAAAAAUUUCCUUGUACUUAGUAAAAGCAAGAAAACCUAUUUACUCAGAACAUAUUAGGGUGUGGGAUGCAGUUUACUGAUCUGCCAUUUCGGCAGGGUUAUUAAGCCACCUAGGCUGGUCCUGAUUUUGCCGGAUCUCUAGAGCCAUGAACUAGCUAGGUAUGUUGGCAGAGCUGGAUCCAGAUCAGAUCAGAGUAAUCAAGGGAAACGAAAGGAUCAAGCAAAACAGACAGGAAAGGGAGUUUCACUCGACUAUUGAGAUGCAGUCCUUCACAGAUAGCAUUACAAAGCAGUGAGAUUAUCCAUAAACAUCAAGCUCGAUUCAUACUGCACUUGCAGUAAUUUAAUGGCAUAAAACUUUCCAAAUUAUUUAGGGAAUUUAGCAUCAGCUAUAUAACUAUUGUAUUAACAUCCACGUUUCAAAACAAAAGGUACAAGGUGAACUGUUAGCAUGUGUCUGUUUAUAGAUUGUUGUAGUUAGACAGUAACUGAGUUAAACAUGAAAUUAAUUGAGUGAAGUACACCAGUGACUGAGUGAAAUGACCCAAUAACUACAUUAAAUAUGCCAUGGCUGAGUGAAGUAUACCAGUGACUGAGUGAAAUGACCCAAUAACUACAUUAAAUAUGCCAUGGCUGAGUGAAAUAUACCAGUGACUGACCUGAAAUGACCCAAUAACUACAUUAAAUAUGCCAUGGCUGAGUGAAGUAUACCAGUGACUGAGUGAAAUGACCCAAUAACUACAUUAAAUAUGCCAUGGCUGAGUGAAGUAUACCAGUGACUGAGUGAAAUAACCCAAUAACUACAUUAAAUAUGCCAUGGCUGAGUGAAAUAUACCAGUGACUGACCUGAAAUGACCCAAUAACUAAAUUAAAUAUGCCAUGGCUGAGUGAAAUAUACCAGUGACUGAGUGAAAUAACCCAAUAACUACAUUAAAUAUGCCAUGGCUGAGUGAAAUAUACCAGUGACUGAGUGAAAUGACCCAAUAACUACAUUAAAUAUGCCAUGGCUGAGUGAAAUAUACCAGUGACUGAAUGAAAUGACCCAAUAACUACAUUAAAUAUGCCAUAGCUGAGUGAAGUAUACCAGUGACUGAGUGAAAUGACCCAAUAACUACAUUAAAAAUGCCAUGGCUGAGUGAAAUAUACCAGUGACUGAGUGAAAUGACCCAAUAACUACAUUAAAUAUGCCAUGGCUGAGUGAAAUAUACCAGUGACUGAAUGAAAUAACCCAAUAACUACAUUAAAUAUGCCAUAGCUGAGUGAAGUAUACCAGUGACUGAGUGAAAUGACCCAAUAACUACAUUAAAUAUGCCAUGGCUGAGUGAAAUAUACCAGUGACUGAGUGAAAUAACCCAAUAACUACAUUAAAUAUGCCAUGGCUGAGUGAAAUAUACCAGUGACUGACCUGAAAUGACCCAAUAACUAAAUUAAAUAUGCCAUGGCUGAGUGAAAUAUACCAGUGACUGAGUGAAAUAACCCAAUAACUACAUUAAAAAUGCCAUGGCUGAGUGAAAUAUACCAGUGACUGACCUGAAAUGACCCAAUAAUUACAUUAAAUAUGCCAUGGCUGAGUGAAAUAUACCAGUGACUGACCUGAAAUGACCCAAUAACUACAUUAAAUAUGCCAUAGCUGAGUGAAAUAUACCAGUGACUGAAUGAAAUGACCCAAUAACUACAUUAAAUAUGCCAUAGCUGAGUGAAGUAUACCAGUGACUGAGUGAAAUGACCCAAUAACUACAUUAAAUAUGCCAUGGCUGAGUGAAAUAUACCAGUGACUGACCUGAAAUGACCCAAUAACUAAAUUAAAAAUGCCAUGGCUGAGUGAAAUAUACCAGUGACUGACCUGAAAUGACCCAAUAACUAAAUUAAAAAUGCCAUGGCUGAGUGAAAUAUACCAGUGACUGACCUGAAAUGACCCAAUAACUAAAUUAAAAAUGCCAUAGCUGAGUGAAGUAUACCAGUGACUGAGUGAAAUAACCCAAUAACUACAUUAAAUAUGCCAUGGCUGAGUGAAAUAUACCAGUGACUGAAUGAAAUAACCCAAUAACUACAUUAAAUAUGCCAUGGCUGAGUGAAAUAUACCAGUGACUGACCUGAAAUGACCCAAUAACUAAAUUAAAAAUGCCAUGGCUGAGUGAAAUAUACCAGUGACUGAGUGAAAUGACCCAAUAACUACAUUAAAUAUGCCAUGGCUGAGUGAAAUAUACCAGUGACUGACCUGAAAUGACCCAAUAACUAAAUUAAAAAUGCCAUGGCUGAGUGAAAUAUACCAGUGACUGACCUGAAAUGACCCAAUAACUAAAUUAAAAAUGCCAUGGCUGAGUGAAGUAUACCAGUGACUGACCUGAAAUGACCCAAUAACUAAAUUAAAUAUGCCAUGGCUGAGUGAAAUAUACCAGUGACUGAGUGAAAUAACCCAAUAACUACAUUAAAUAUGCCAUGGCUGAGUGAAAUAUACCAGUGACUGACCUGAAAUGACCCAAUAACUACAUUAAAUAUGCCAUAGCUGAGUGAAGUACACCAGUGACUGAGUGAAAUGACCCAAUAACUACAUUAAAUAUGCCAUGGCUGAGUGGAAUAUCCAUUUAGGGCACACACCAGUUAGGAAAAAUCCUGCACAACAUGACGUUGAUUCCCAAGUUCUACAGAAGCCAAUGGGCAGAUACUGCACCACAAGCUGACUUUCCCAAAUUAUAAACAUGCUUCAAAUGGGGUUUUCUGUGUUUACAGGGACACACAUCAAAGUAAUUGUCUGGGGUGAACUAUCAAAAUGAUAUGGACACAGCAGAAAGGGAGUGGACUGAAAAAUGGUUUAAUAACCAAAAUGAAUCGUCCACAUAUGUGGGUUCUUCUUUUUUUUUUUUUGCUUCUUGAUGUUCUUUGUCCAGUAGUUAGUUACCUCCAUGUUAAAAGAGUGGUUUACAUAUGAAUGGAUUUGGUGUACUCAAGCUUAUCAUCUGUGCUAUUCUACCAGGAUCACCACGAUGAUGGGUCCAUCAACUGUUGCUUUUCUCUCACACUUCUACCUACGUCUUCUCCACUUGACACAAGAAUGGAUCCUAUUGUUCAUUUUUUGACAACUUUACAUUCCACACGCAGAGACGGUGUAAAUGUGGGGGCAAUGUUACACCCUUCAGACCUUGGACUUGUUUGUCUUGUAAAUAAUGUGUAAUUAAAAAAAGGAUGUCUUUGCUUCUUCAGAAACACAAUCUUGUGACCUAGAAGAGGAGCCUUAUCUUUACCCGAGGUGAGCUUGUAAACCACCAGAGUGUGUGUGUGUGUGUGUGUGUGUGUGUGUGUGUAUAUAUAUGCGUGCGUGAUUGCAUGCAUGUGUGUCUGAAAGAGAUACAGAGAUGGACUGCAUAUUUUGGAAUAUUAGGCUUGCUGUUUUAAAAAAGUGGAGAUGUUUAGGGUUUUUAUUUUUUACCUUUUCUUUAUUCCAUUUCAAAUGAUUGCAACAUAUGUUGGACGCAUCUGUUGGCUACGAAUGUGCGCGCUGGACAUCAGUUCUCCAUUAAUGAUUUAACAUGGUUUUCCCACCAAAUGUUUUAUACAAAGUAUUUAUGUGAUGACAAAAAAAAAGGAAAGCUACUGUAUGACUUUGUUUAUUCUCAUGCUCAUCUAUGGAAUAUGUUGUAGGCACUGAUCUGUUUCUGUUGCAAAAGCAAGACUGUGGAGAUCAUCUGAAUCAUCUGACUGUGUUUCCUGUAUACUAGCAAUCAAAGUAUUUCAUUUUGUCUAUACAACAGUUAUAAAAUGUAAAAUUUGACUGUCAA